AUGAAGAUCACCGCUGUAUCUCACCUGCUCUCCCUCACGGCUACACUCCUCACCUGGGGCUCCCCCCUCGUUGCUGGCGGACCCACACCCCCUAGCCUCGCCGCCCGCGACGACGCCAUCAGGCGAUUUGAGUCGCGCUUCAUCGAUGAAUCCAGUACCAGGUACGAGCAUAGCAACAUGACAGUCAAGCUAGUUGGCUACAAGAAGAUCAUCAUGACGCCCGACGCCCGCGCGGACUUGGAGGAAAACAUCCGACAGCGUCCGGACGAGUGGGAGGCUUUCACCAACGCCUACUACGACCCUCACGAGAAGACGAUGCGCAUCUACUUCCCUGUCGAAGGCGCGCUUCUGUACCACCACGGGGAACUCAUCGAGGCGAGCUCGCUGGGCGAGUAUCCCCACGAGAUGAUCGGCGGUGACUGUGCCGUCGUUGGGAGGUAUCAAACGGACCAGGUCACCGGCCUUGCCUGGAACAAGAUCAAGGACGGCAUCAUCCACCUCGACGAGCCGAGCCUGCCGGUGCGGCAGUACGGCAACAUCUUCGUGUACGACCUCGGGUGGCGCGAGGGCGGCCAUGACCACCAUCGCGGCAGGAAACGAGCGGAGGGGCAUGGGGGCUCGUGCAAGCAGAACCACGGGGGGAAGGUCUGCUCGCAGGUGUAUAAAAUCAACCAUGGCCGCUGCCCUCGUGAUUACAGCGGUUGCAUAGAUUACAACGGCUGGCCGAAGAAGGAUUGCAACAAUCAUAGCAACAAGUGGGCCUUCCCCGGCAGCGACUGCUUCACGUCCGUGGCUAGGGGGCAUUGCUGGAGUGAGAUUCCGGAUAAACGAUAA
This is a messenger RNA of Coniosporium apollinis CBS 100218, 834 nucleotides long. RefSeq lists its product as uncharacterized. NCBI's taxonomy places the organism in Eukaryota, Fungi, Ascomycota, Dothideomycetes. The transcript has a single exon. The coding region runs from base 1 to 834 and encodes 277 amino acids. The record is from RefSeq and is a predicted model, not a curated record.